This is a messenger RNA of Nicrophorus vespilloides, 1141 nucleotides long. Its product is annotated as erlin-1-like. NCBI's taxonomy places the organism in Eukaryota, Metazoa, Arthropoda, Insecta, Coleoptera, Silphidae. The transcript is spliced from 5 exons. Gene Ontology annotation, biological process: SREBP signaling pathway. Gene Ontology annotation, cellular component: endoplasmic reticulum membrane; endoplasmic reticulum. Gene Ontology annotation, molecular function: cholesterol binding; ubiquitin protein ligase binding. The record is from RefSeq and is a predicted model, not a curated record. Bases 106 to 1083 code for a protein of 325 amino acids.
UUAUCGACUAUUGUAUAGGUAAUAUUAGUAGGCGCAAGUAAACUUAGAUUUACUUGGAAAUAUUUGUCUAUAAUUUAAUUAGAAUUGCGUAAAUAUACAAACAAUAUGCCGGCUCAAUUACAGGGUUUCGAACAUUUCAUAAUUGGUGGUGUUUUAACCACCUUAUUUUUGGUUGGAAUGUAUUCACUACAUCGAAUAGAGGAGGGUCAUGUUGGUGUAUAUUUUAGGGGUGGUGCUUUACUACCAAUUACUAGCUCCCCAGGAUACCACAUGAUGUUCCCAUUGCUUACCACCUACAGAUCGGUGCAAGUGACCCUGCAAACAGAUGAAGUGAAGAAUGUGCCUUGUGGGACAAGCAGUGGUGUCAUGAUUUAUUUUGAUAGAAUAGAGGUUGUUAAUUACAUCCAACCAGCUAGUGUUUAUGACAUUGUGAGGAAUUACACUGCUGACUAUGAUAAAGCACUUAUAUUCAACAAAAUCCACCAUGAACUUAAUCAAUUCUGCAGUGUGCAUUCCUUGCAUGAAGUUUAUAUAGAUUUGUUUGAUCAAAUCGACGAGAACCUUAAGCAAGCUUUGCAGAUGGAUUUACUGGAAAUGGCCCCAGGUCUGUCCAUACAUGCAGUCAGAGUGACGAAACCAAAAAUUCCAGAAGCUAUACGGAAAAAUUACGAGCUAAUGGAAUCCGAGAAAACGAAGUUGCUGAUAAGCAUGCAGCAUCAAAAGGUGGUCGAGAAAGAUGCGGAAACGGAGAAGAAACGAGCGAUUAUAGAAGCUGAGAAGGAAGCGCAGGUCGCGAAGAUCCAAUAUGAGCAGAAGGUUAUGGAAAAGGAAUCGUUGCAAAGGAUUGCUGCUAUCGAGGAUGACAUGCAUUUGGCAAGGCAGAAGUCGCAUUCUGAUGCGGAGUUUUACAAACUGAAGCAGGAGGUAGAAAUCAAUGGAAUGCUGCACACCAAGCAAUACUUGGAGAUCAAAAAGUACGAAGCGCUUGCGGCCAACAAUAAGGUCUAUUACGGUCCAGACAUUCCGAAAAUGUUUCUGAACGCUGGCUGCAGUAAAGGAGAUGUAGCCCAGAUUGAUAUAUAGAUUUGUUUUACUUGGUUCAGGAGAUUUAGAGGAAUCAACGUUUUUGUUUUAAUUUUUA